GAGUAGCGGGUUCUGAAUGCCCUAAAUCCUAAUUCUCCUUAAACCCUAAUUCUCGAAGCUCUAGCGCAAGGACUUUGCUGUCUUCACCUACAGAGGGUGUGUGCUCAUCUUCGCUUGCGUGAUUGCUUUUGAAGCUCUCGCGCAAUCGCAGGCUCUGGGAUUGUGGAGAGUCGGAAGGGUUUUCUGGGUUUGUGUUAGAUUGUGGCAGCAGCAUGAUUGCCGCCGUGUGUUGGGUGCCGAAAGGGGCAGCAAAAAAUGUGCCUGUGGUAGCCGAGCCGCCGACGGAGGAGCAGCUGCGGGAGCUUUUACAGCAGCAUGAGGAUCUUCGCGAGGCGAGCGAAGGAGAAGGGGACGAAGAGGAUGAGGAAUUGGAUGCAGACGAGAUGGAGGACGCUGGGGCUGGUUCUGGCGGUUCCGCUGCUGUUUCGACUGCUUUAGCUGCUGCUUCGGCACUUGGAGCGACGACGUCUCAGCCCAAUGGGCACAAGUCUCAUGAGGAGAUGCUCGCUGAUGGUUUGGCGGAGCUUGACAUGGACCAUUACGACGAAGAAGAUGAAGGAGUCGAGAUUUUUGGAAAUGGUGGUUUGGGGGCAGCUUAUUAUCCUAGCAAUGAAGACGACCCUUACCUUGUCGAUAAAAAUGACGAUGAGGAUGAGGAAAUUGAGGACAUGACUAUUAAGGAUUCGGAUUUGAUCAUCCUGACUGCUCGAAACGAAGACGACGUGAGUCACCUCGAGUAUUGGGUUUACGAAACUGAAGACACUAUAAGUGAGGAUCCUGACGAGGAGACGAAUAUGUACGUUCACCAUGACAUCAUGUUGCCAGCUUUUCCUUUGUGCCUUUCAUGGCUAGAUUGUAAUCCUAAAGGCGAAGGAAAGGGAAACUAUGUUGCGGUAGGGACGAUGCAACCCGAAAUCGAAAUUUGGGAUUUGGAUGUGGUGGAUUCGGUGGAACCUGUGAGUGUGUUAGGUGGAGCAAUUCAGUCUGUACCUGAGCAAGGGUCUACAGAGAAGAAGAACAAGAAGAAGUCGAAGAAGAAGGCUGCAGCGAAACAAGUGCAGUACAAAGAGGGCAGUCAUACGGAUGCAGUGUUAGGUCUAUCUUGGAAUUCUGUAUUUCGAAACGUUAUCGCAAGUGCAAGUGCAGAUAAGUCUGUCAAAAUCUGGGACGUGGUGAAGGGAGCAUGCGAGCACACCAUGAAUAUUCACACAGAUAAAGUUCAAGCCGUAGCAUGGAACUUGAAGGAGCCUACAGUCCUUCUUAGUGGGUCCUUUGAUCGGACAGUGGCCCUGACAGAUAUGAGAGCUCCUCAAGCGGCCGCCAUCCGCUGGUCUGUCUCUGCCGAUGUAGAAUAUCUAGCCUGGGAUCCGCACACGCCACACACAUUUAUAGUGAGUUUAGAAGAUGGAACUGUUGGAGGAUAUGAUGUGCGCACAGGGACAACAGAUCCUCAGCAAGGGAAAGCUUUGUUCACCAUUCAUGCACAUGACAAGGCUGCUUGCUGUUUGGCAUACAACACUGCUGCACCCAACCUUCUGGCUACGGUAUCCACUGAUAAGAUGGUGAAGUUGUGGGACUUGACAGACAAUCAACCAGCUUGCAUUGCGUCCACCAACCCGAAGGUUGGUGCUGUCUUUGCGGCAAGUUUUUGCAAGGAUGCUCCAUUUUUGCUUGCUGUUGGUGGAUCAAAGGGUAAUUUGCAUGUGUGGGAUACGUUAGCAAUUGGAGAGGUCUCGAGAAGAUUUGGGAAGUUUUCUCCCAGACCAAGGAGGAUAUCCACUAACGUUGAGGCUUAAUUGGAGCUGAGGAGAUGUCCAAGUGCAAUCGCUAUCUGCUACUCUAAAGAUCGCUGAUUCCGGGUAAAGUAUGUAGUAUCUUAAGGGCUGGUAAUAGCUUCCUCCCUCAUUUUCUGUGUCUGUACACGGAUUUUUAGAACAGGUACCAACUGGCCAACAGCUUGUGCUUCAGGAAGAGGUUGAUUUAUCUGCUGGUUAUUUGGUGCGGUGCACUCAAGGAGUGUAUCUUCUUAGGCCAUACUUCACAGGACAUUCUAUAAUUGUAUCCUGUAUUCAUUUAGAGUUGUUUGAUCGGAGUUUUUUCCACGUGCUUGGCUCACUGUAUAUUGACGAGAAAUGUUGCACCCAUGAAAUAUUUCCUGAGGGUAUAUGAAGCAUGUAUUCUUUAGGCAUUAUAUGUUUUUGGCUCAUUAAUUCUUGAUAUAAAUCCUGGAGUGUUUUCUGUUCAGGGGUUGAAUA
Messenger RNA from Physcomitrium patens, 2255 nucleotides. RefSeq lists its product as uncharacterized. Gene Ontology annotation, cellular component: nucleus. Gene Ontology annotation, molecular function: protein binding. The record is from RefSeq and is a predicted model, not a curated record. Lineage: Eukaryota; Viridiplantae; Streptophyta; Bryopsida; Funariales; Funariaceae. Gene Ontology annotation, biological process: rRNA processing.